Molecule: messenger RNA, 942 nt
Organism: Symbiodinium pilosum
Lineage: Eukaryota; Dinophyceae; Suessiales; Symbiodiniaceae
Source: the annotation of a GenBank genome assembly
AUGACGGCCAUCACGGCACACUCUCCCGUGCGCCGCGCACGGGUGAUUCUUCCAACAGAUCGGAGUCCCAAGGCUUCUCCAGUGCUGAGAGGUUUCCCUCAAAGUGUUCGCAAGGCGCCUGAGCCUGCAAAGCCCGAGGCAAAGCCCGAGGCAAAGCCGGAGGCCAGGCCUGAGGUCACAAAGCCAGAGGUGGCAAAGUCUCAGGCAGUGAAAGCCAAGCCAGAUGAACCCGUGGAAUCACUGCUACAUGAUUCCACAGUUAGCACAGAGGGUCUGCGAACAGAGGGAGCCCUUCAGAGCUCAGAGAUGGAAAACGCUGCCUCGAACGAGGAAUGCGCAGACUUCCCAGAAGCCUCCGGUGAUUUGUGUGGACAGCUCUCGCAGAUCUCAACACAGGCCUCCGAGGCCAAGUGCGAUUCUCCGCGCUCUCGAAUACCAGCACCAGAAGAGGAGGUCCGGAGUGUCCGACCGCUGCCACCGCGGCCACAGCACGCCCCGGACUUCCUUGAGGCGCAGGCCGAGACUGUGAACGAUCCAGUCGGUUUCGCUUGGGAGUUCCUCCCUGACAGGCAUCCGGUGGAGGCCGAUGGCGAACGCCGUUUCAUAGGCGAAUGCCUCGCCCGUGUAGGGCUGGAGCUCCAGGUCGCUGGCGGGCUGGAAAGGUACAUGCAGAAGCGUGAAGAUUUGGCACGACUGCACUGCCGACUCGAGGCGUCUGAGACUGAGAACAUCCCGCUCCACAUCUUGCGUCUGGUCUUGGAGGAGACGCUGCAACAGAGAGUGCGCCGGGGCGGUCAAGGCAUCUUCGUACAAGCCGGUGUGAUGAUGUCCAUGGGCAACAAGAAGGUGGUAAAGAUCGCAUGCAGUUGUGAUGGAAGUGAGGGCCAUCUGUCCGUGUGUUGGGACUGGGAUGUCAAGCUGGAGCCCAAGUGCGACCCAUAG